AUGGUCGUCUUCUCACUUCUCCCAUGGCCUGCCCGUCGGAUUAUUUGGCCUGCUAGCACACGUAUUUCCAGACGACUGGUGUCCUCGUACUAUAACACGGACGUGGCUGGCCUGAGCGAUGACGAGACAGAAUUUAGGUCUGUUGUUAUAGAAUUCGCACAGAAAGAGAUUGCUCCGCGUGCUGCAGAUAUUGAUAAGUCCAACAAGUUUCCUGUCGAGCUAUUCCCCGCCCUCGGUUCUAUGGGGCUUCUUGGUAUCACUGUCGCACCAAAAUACUCUGGUCUAGGACUGGGAUAUAUGCACCAUCUAUUGGCUAUGGAAGCGUUGUCCGAGGCUUCUGGUAGUGUUGCACUUUCUUACGGCGCUCAUUCCAACCUCUGUGUCAACCAGAUUCAUCGGUGGGGGACAGAAGCGCAAAAGGAGAAAUACCUUCCGGACUUGAUUACAGGUGAAAAGGUUGGUUCCUUGGCGAUGAGCGAAACGGGUAGUGGAAGCGAUGUUGUUAGCAUGCGACUCAAAGCGAACAAGGUGUCUGGAGGGUACAGAUUGAAUGGAAAUAAGUUCUGGAUUACCAAUGGCCCUAUUGCAUCCACCUUUGUCGUCUAUGCUAAGACCGUCCCUCUCGAUGAUCCUAAUCCCUCAAAGGGAAUCACUGCCUUCAUUGUUGAACGUGACUCUGAAGGUUUCUCAACCGGUGAGAAGCUGGACAAGUUUGGAAUGAGAGGGAGCGACACUUGUGAAUUAAUUUUCGAGGACUGUUUUGUACCAGAAGAAAACGUGCUCGGGGAGGUCAACAGGGGCGCCAAAGUCCUGAUGUCGGGCCUGGACCUCGAGAGGCUUGUUUUGAGUGGAGGGCCACUCGGGCUCAUGCAGGCCGCAUUCGACUACGCAGUCGAAUACGUGCACGAGCGGAAGCAAUUUGGGCAGCCCAUAGGAGAGUUCCAGCUCAUGCAAGGAAAGAUAGCAGACAUGUAUACCAAACUCAAUGCCAGCCGGGCCUACGUCUAUGCCGUGGCAAAGGCAUGCGACACCGGAAAAGUCAGCAGAUCUGACUGUGCCGGAGCUAUUCUGUACUCGACGGAGAAAACCGUUGAAGUUGCGCUCGAGGGCAUGCAGUGUCUUGGUGGGAACGGGUACGUGAAUGAUUACCCUAUGGGACGGAUUCUACGCGAUUCGAGGCUUUACACAGUUGGCGCCGGUACCCAGGAAAUUCGACGCAUGCUCAUAGGCCGAGAAUUCAACGCUCAGUUCGCAAAGUCAAGGUCUUAG
This is a messenger RNA of Guyanagaster necrorhizus, 1269 nucleotides long. RefSeq names its product acyl-CoA dehydrogenase NM domain-like protein. Gene Ontology annotation, molecular function: flavin adenine dinucleotide binding; 3-methylbutanoyl-CoA dehydrogenase activity. Gene Ontology annotation, biological process: L-leucine catabolic process. NCBI's taxonomy places the organism in Eukaryota, Fungi, Basidiomycota, Agaricomycetes, Agaricales, Physalacriaceae. The coding region runs from base 1 to 1269 and encodes 422 amino acids. The record is from RefSeq and is a predicted model, not a curated record. The transcript has 10 exons.